This is a messenger RNA of Coregonus clupeaformis (lake whitefish), 2202 nucleotides long. RefSeq names its product nucleolar protein dao-5. Bases 273 to 1595 code for a protein of 440 amino acids. The transcript is spliced from 9 exons. The record is from RefSeq and is a predicted model, not a curated record. Lineage: Eukaryota; Metazoa; Chordata; Actinopteri; Salmoniformes; Salmonidae.
UCUCGCUUUGCCUUUCCCUCUCUGUUCUAGCGCAGAGCUUAGUGCUUCUAGCAAGUGUAAACAAAAGGAAAUUGACAUAUUGCAGUCUUGUAUAUCUUGAAAAGGCAAUCGACGGAUCGACCUUUUUUUCCUUUUGAGUAAAUCGCUAGCUACAUUUACAUAAUAUUACAAGGCAAAUACAACAGUGUGUUAUUUGAGUAUUCCAUUUUGUGUACAUCCUCGCGCCUUUUAACUUGAGCUUCAGAUUGAGCAAAAGAAGUGGAAGUGAAAACAUGGUGGAGACACGCACAGUACCGUUAGAGUCCUUGGAUGACAGCUCCGAUGAUGAACCCCUAAUUGCAUUAGUAAAGAAGAAGCCGCAGCCCAUUGAGCCCAAUGGGACCCAGAGUGAAAAAGAGCAGAACCAAGAACCUGAUCCUCAGUCAAAGAAUAGCACAAGAAAAGAUUCUGGGUUGGAUGACACCUCAGAUGAUGAGCCCUUGACGAAGUUGGUGAAUAAAAUUCCCAGACCUAAAAAAGCCACUGUAGAAGCAGAGAGACCAGGGACUACUAAUAUCAAAAGAGGAACAGGUAAUGGCAUCAAGAAGACAAACAACAAAAUCACAGGUUCAACUCAGAAUGAGGACUCCUAUGAUAGCUCAGACGAUGAGCCCUUGAUAAAGAUGGUUAAAAAGAUCCCUAAACAGACAUCGUUGCCAUUCAAAAAGAGACCAUUCAACACAGCAAGAGAGGUGAACGAUGUGAAGAAGUGUAGAAAUAACUCCAAGAACGCUAAUAACAUAAGCACAGACUCAUCAUCAGGUGACAGCUCAGAUGAUGUGCCUCUGAUUAAGAUGGUCGAUAAACUCAAGGCACAAAAGCGAACAAAGAUCCCCACCACUACAGCCAGAAAAACGCCUGGCAUUAAAAAACCCAGUAGAGAUUUGAAAAAACACAACAGGAGGAUAGAGACCUCGGAUGACAGCUCUGAUGAUGAGCCAUUAAUACAUCUGACCAAGAGGUCUCCAUCCAAAGAGACCGACAGGACAAUACCGAAGAGGUGUGUCGCUAAGGAAUCCAACAACAACAACUGUAGUCAAAUUAAAGGGGAAAUAAGCAGAGAGGAAGAGGUGGGCUCUGAUUCUGAUGACGAGCCCUUGAUAAAUCUAGUUAAGAAGCCUCAUAAAGCUGUAAAGAAGACCACGACACCAGCAAAGAAGAGGAGUGUAUCAGGAAAGACUGUGGUAGCCAGAAAGAAGACCAGAGCAGACAUUGUGAACAAAGCAGUCAUCAGACGGAGCACCAAAGUUGUUCAAAGCACAAGUGAAGGUUCUUUGGAUGACAGCUCAGACGAUGAGCCCUUGAUUAAGAAGAUGGUGAGAAAUCCACCAAUGAAGAACCUUAUGGUUAUUCUGGAGAAAUGUGACACUAAAGAAGUAUUGGAAGAUAACGAUAGAGCCAACGUGGGAAACACAGGUGAAAGAAGUGCAGGGGAAGAGGAGAACUCCGAUGAUGAACUCUUGAUAAAGAUGGUCACGAAUCCCCCUCGUUCUUCACCAGAAACUAUGGCAGAGAAGGGAAAUAAUUCACAAACUGCCCUGACGAUUAACCUUUGAAAAAUAUGUUUGGAAACCCAAAGUCAUGAAUAAGGGAUAUUAUAGGUACUGGAAUAGUAACUUUGUUUUGGGAAAGCGUUCAGUAACAAAAUUGUCAGGAAGAUGGUCCAAUUGUAAUUGACACAACAACCCCAUUUUGUUUUAUUGCAUGUUUUCAGUGUUAUGGUGAAAAUAAAUAUGUGAAUUGUCUAAAUAUUUUUGGUGAUCUGGGAUCACUAUUUUCAUGUUAGAAUUUUUAGUGUUUUACAUUUUUAAACUUUUUAUAAUUUAAAAAAAUAAUAUUUUUUUACCACUUGGAUGCUGGUGGUUUCAUGUCUAUAGCAUAUUUAUGACCAUGCAAAAGUUGACUCGCUCAAUAUGUCAAAUUUUUUAAUUGUUGCCAAUUCUGAAUUAUAGAGUACAUUUGUGUGAUCAAAUGCAGUACCUGAGUCCUCCCUAUCCUUUUGACUGGAAUGGGCCGUCACUGGGAGCAGUACUAUUCACUGUAGAUGUUCUUAUGUCAGUCCAAGUAUAAUGGCUUACCAUUCAAUUGUGAGAUUACAUUUUUUAAAAGUAUUAUUCAUGAAUUGAUUUGUUUUCAACAAUUUUAUUAAAAGAACAGAAGUUU